AUGGCUAAGGGUCUAAGAGCUUCAUCCAAGGUAAAAGCACGAAAUGCUCGUCGUUAUACACCCGGAACGGAUUACCAAGUGAUCCAUGCUGCCCGUCUGAACUCAAUCUCUCAAAGAUUGAUGUCUAGGAUGAACCAAGGAGAUGAUGAGAGGACAGAAAGUGCAGAAGAUAAAGAUUCAACAAAAGCGCAAGAUGCAACUACUGCUCAAUCAGAUGUCCAAACGAACAAGGUGGAUUCCAUGCAGACUGACGAGGAAAAGAAGGAAGCUGCUCCAGAAAAGAAGAUUUCAACAUCCGGUCCGCGCAACAAUCGUAGAGAACAAUGGCGUAAAGCACGUGGAUGGUCAGCCAAAAAGACCGGUACACAAAAAGGAGUCAAAGGCAAACGUAGAAGAUGA
Meira miltonrushii is the source of this 399-nucleotide messenger RNA. RefSeq lists its product as uncharacterized. The transcript is spliced from 2 exons. Gene Ontology annotation, cellular component: preribosome, large subunit precursor. The record is from RefSeq and is a predicted model, not a curated record. Lineage: Eukaryota; Fungi; Basidiomycota; Exobasidiomycetes; Exobasidiales; Brachybasidiaceae. The coding region runs from base 1 to 399 and encodes 132 amino acids.